AUGCGGCGGUGCCCCGCUAUAAAUACUCGCGCCGGAGGUGGAAGGCGUCAGUCUAGUGUCGGCUCCCACACAAGUAACAACAAACACAAUCGGCAGGUGUUGAUCCACUGGACAAGACGCGCCAGCGCCAUGAUGCGGUUGGUGCUUUAUCUAGUCCUCUUCAGCAUAUGUGAAAUCACUCAGGCUGAGGAAGGCUACAAGUAUGAAAAACCAACGAAGCCUUUCAUCACUGGAACAUCAGGUCUAAGACCAGGAACAGCAGGCCCAGGAGGAUUUGCACCUGGAGUGGGAGCUGGGCCAGCUGCAAAACCUGGUUUUCCUGGAGGAACAGGACCUGGUGCCACUGGACCCAGUGGCUACCCUUCUAGUGGUCCUGGAGGAACACCUGCAGGAUUUCCAUCAGGCAGUCAACCAGGAAGACCUGGAGCAGGCGGACCAUCUGGAUAUCCAUCUGGGGGACCAGGUGCCGGCAGACCAGGCGGCACCCUUCCUGGAACACCUGGGACAACAGGAGGAUCAGGACGUCCAAUUAUUCAAGGAGAUGUUGGAGGCACUGGAUAUCCAUCAGGAGGGCCUGGCAGUUUCGGACCAAGUGGUCCAUUUGGACCUGGUGCUGGACGACCUGGAAUAUUGGGGAAGCCUAAUGGUCCAGGCACUCCUGGAGCUCAAGGCAGUGUUGGUUACCCUUCUGGAAGGCCUGGGGGACCUAGUACAGGCAGACCAGGUGGUUCAGGUACAAUAGGAGGUGUAGGUUAUCCUACAGGUGGGCCUGGAGUAUUCCGUCCUAGUGAUUCAUUUGGUACAGGCGUUGGAAGACCUGGAGUUUCAGGAAGACCAGGAGGACCAGGUGCUGCAGGAUAUCCAUCUGGAGGCCCUGGAGGAUUUGGGCCUAGUGGUCCCUUUAGUCCUGGUGCUGGUAGUAGGCCUGGAGGUGCUGGAGGUCUAGGACAGCCAGGUGGCACUGGAAUAACAGGAAGGCCAGGUGCUCCAGGCACUCCAGGUGGUCCUGGUGGUCCAGGAGGACCUGGGGUUCCUGGAGCGCCUGCUGGCCAAGGGUAUCCAUCAGGAGGACCUGGAGGAUUUGGUCCUAGUGGUCCUUUUAGACCUGGUGCUGGUAGGCCAGGAGGAAUAGGAAGCCCAGGGGUACCUGCUGGUCCUGGGUAUCCAUCAGGUGGGCCUGGAGGUUUUGGUCCUAGUGGUCCAUUUGGGCCCAGUGCUGGUCGUCCAGGAGGUCAAGGUGGAGCUGGAAUAACAGGAAGACCAGGUGUUCCAGGAACACCUGGUGGUCCUGGUGGUCCUGGUGGUCCUGGUGGUCCUGGAGGACCUGGAGGUCCAGGAGAACCUGCUGGUCCUGGAUAUCCCUCUGGUGGGCCUGGAGGAUUUGGACCUAGUGGUCCAUUAGGACCUGGUGCAGGUCGGCCAGGAGGACCUGGACGUCCAGGAGGAGCUGCUGGUUCUGGAUAUCCAUCUGGUGGGCCUGGGGGAUUUGGUCCUAGUGGUACACUUGGUCCUGGUAGACCAGGGGCUCUAGGAGGUCUGGGAGGGCAAGGUUAUCCAUCAGGAGGACCUGGUGGAUUUGGUCCUAGUGGUCCUUUUGGAUCAGGUGCUGGUCGCCCAGGAGGCCCUGGUAUACCAGGAAUAGCAGGAAGACCAGGCACUCAAGGCACGGCAGGUGGUCCUGGUGGUCCAGGAGGUCCAGGUGGUGCAGGGAGACCAGCUGGUCCUGGAUACCCAUCAGGUGGUCCUGGAGGAUUUGGUCCUGGUGCUGGCAGACCAGGAGGUCCAGGGAGUCAAGGUGGUCCAGGAGGGGCAGGUGGAUACCCAUCAGGUGGUACUGGAGGAUUUGGUCCUAGUGGACCCUUUGGCCCUGGUAAGCCAGGGGCUCCAGGAGGGCCAGGAGGUCCAGGAGGGCCAGGUUAUCCAUCAGGAGGACCUGGUGGAUUUGGUCCUAGUGGUCCAUUUGGACCUGGUGGUGGUCGCCCAGGAACACAAGGUCAGCCAGGAAUCCCAGGCAGGCCAGGAACACCUGGGGCACCAGGUGGUCCAGGAGGACCUGGAGGUCCUGGAGGUCCUGGUGGUCUAGGUGGACCAACUGGUCCCGGAUAUCCUUCAGGUGGACCUGGAGGAUUUGGUCCUAGUGGUCCAUUUGGACCUGGUGGUGGUCGGCCAGGAACACAAGGUCAGCCAGGAAUCCCAGGCAGGCCAGGAACACCUGGGGCACCAGGUGGUCCAGGAGGACCUGGAGGUCCUGGUGGUCUAGGUGGACCAACUGGUCCUGGAUAUCCUUCAGGUGGACCUGGAGGAUUUGGUCCUAGUGGUCCAUUUGGACCUGGUGGUGGUCGGCCAGGAACACAAGGUCAGCCAGGAAUCCCAGGCAGGCCAGGAACACCUGGGGCACCAGGUGGACCAGGAGGACCUGGAGGUCCUGGUGGUCUAGGUGGACCAACUGGUCCUGGAUAUCCUUCAGGUGGACCUGGAGGAUUUGGUCCUAGUGGAUCUUUUGGUUCUGGUAGGCCAGGAAAGCCAGGAGGCCCAGGUUAUCCAUCAGGAGGACCUGGUGGAUUUGGUCCUAGUGGUCCAUUUGGACCUGGUGGUGGUCGGCCAGGAAUACAAGGUCAGCCAGGAAUCCCAGGCAGGCCAGGUACACCUGGAGCACCAGGUGGUCCAGGAGGACCUGGAGGUCCUGGUGGUCUAGGUGGACCAACUGGUCCUGGAUAUCCUUCAAGUGGACCUGGAGGAUUUGGUCCUAGUGGACCUUUUGGUCCUGGUGCUGGUAGACCAGGUGGUUUGGGAAGACCUGGUGGUCCAGGAGGGCCAGGUGGCCCAGGAUACCCAUCAGGUGGGCCAGGAGGAUUUGGUCCUAGUGGUCCAUUUGGACCUUCUGCUGGUCGGCCAGGAACACCUGGUCAGCCAGGAUUCCCUGGCAGGCCAGGUACAUCUGGUGCACCAGGUGGUCCAGGAGGACCUGGAGGCCCUGGUGGUCCAGGAGGUCCAGCCAGUCCUGGAUACCCAACAGGUGGACCUGGUGGAUUUGGUCCUAGUGGUCCGUUUGGACCUGGUGGUGUACGCCCAGGUACUCCAGGUCGUCCAGGAACCCCUCUAAGGCCAAGUGCUCCUGGUACUCCAGGUGGUUCAGGAGGCCCAGGAGGCCCUGGUGCUCCAGGAGGGCCAUUUGGUCCUGGAUAUCCAUCUGGAGGUCCUGGUGGAUUUGGCCCUACUGGCCCAUUUGGCCCAGGAGGUACCGGUAUACCAGGUAGACCUGGCCGUCCUGGUACACCAGGUGGUCCUGGAGGUCCAGGUGGUCCUGGAGCUCCUGGAAGGCCUGGUGGUCCUGGAUAUCCAUCAGGUGGGCCUGGAGGAUUUGGCCCAAGUGGCCCUUUCGGUCCAGGUACUGGUCAGCCUGGUCGCCCUGGUGGACCAGGGGGUCCAGGAGGCCCUGGAGGUCCAGGUAGGCCAGGAACAGGGUACCCUUCAGGUGCACCUGGAGGAUUUGGUCCUAGUGGUCCAUUGGGCCCUGGUGCUGGGCAGCCAGGAGGCCCAAGUCGGCCUGGUGGUCCAGGGGCUCCAGGUUCUCCAGGUGGACCUGGGGGACCGAGUGGUCCAGGAGGACCUUCUGGUCCUAGUGGCCCAUUUGGUCCUGGUGCUGGUAGACCUGGAGGACAAGGGGGACCUGGUGUACCUGGACAACCAGGUGGUGGAUUUAAGCCAAGUGGUCCAUAUGGUCCUGGUUAUCCUGGAGGUCCUUCAGGUGGAGUUGGUCGACCUGGCCGUCCUGGUGGUGCAUUAGGUGAUGCUACUGGUCCUGGAGGGCCAGGUGGUCCUUCUGGUCCCACAGGCUAUCCUUCUGGUGGCAUUGGAGGCAGGCCAGGUGGAGUUGGUCCUGGUGGUCCUUUUGGUCCUACUGGCCCUACUGGUCCUACUGGACCUACUGGUCCUACUGGGCCUACAGGUCCUGGAGGACCAACUGGUGGUGUUGGUGGAAUUGGUGGCACUGGUCCAACUGGACCUCCAGGGCCGAGUGGACCAUACCCUAGUGGGCCUGCUGGCCCCAAUGGUCCAUAUCCAGAAGGAUCACCUGGUCCUGAUGGUCCUUUCCCAACAGGUUCCCCUGGUCCUGGGCCAUACGAUGAAGGAGAUUAUUCCGCUAUUCCUGGAGAACCAGGAGUAGAUUAUCCCAUAUAUUCUGAAGUACCUGCUACUUCAUUUAGUUGCAGUCAGCAGAGAUUCCCUGGAUACUAUGCUGAUGUUGAGACACAGUGUCAGGCAUUCCAUAUUUGCGCUAACAAUCGCACAUACGAUUUCCUGUGCCCUAAUGGUACAGUGUUCCAUCAGGAAUAUUUCGUUUGCGUUUGGUGGAAUCAGUUUGACUGUAGCAGAGCUCCAGGGUUGUAUAAUCUGAAUGAAUUUAUUUAUGACUAUACAAUAUUUGGAAGCCCUGGUGCAGAACUACUCAAACCUUCUGGUCCUGGAGGAUUCCCAGGUGGAACAGGUACUGGAGAUACUCAAGGCCGUCCAUUUAGUCCUGGCAGUGGUGUAACUCGUCCAGCUGGACCCACAGGGUCCUUUCGUCCUGGAACACCUGGUAGUAUAGGAACUGGGAUAGUAAAGCCUGGUGGAACAUUUCCAUCUGUAACCCCUGGAGUGACUGGUGGAAGUGGUGGUCCUGUCGCUGGAUAUCCAGGUCCUGGUGGGCCAGGUGGAGUUGGUGGCAUUCUUGGUGAUGGAAUAACUGGACCUUCUUCUGGUGGAGUACCACCGUCAGGAUUUCCUGGUAGUCAGCUAGGACCAACACGCCCCACAGGUCCCAGCACAGGCCUACCUGGUGGUACUGGUGGAGUAGGGCAAAUUGGUCGACCAACAGGCGGCUACCCAAGGCCAGGUACAGGCAGACCGGGACUGGCUGAUACUGGAACACAACCAGCCUACCCAGACAGACAGUAUUUGCCUCCUAGGAACUCUUAAAUGAUUACUAUGCUGAGUUUUGGACUUGCUUAUGACCUACAAGCACAGUAGCAGACGAGAGCUCAUUGAAUCCAUCAUUUGUUUUCCAAUAACACUGAAUGUAAUGAGAACGUAUGUAAGUGGAAACUACCAAGAUGGUGACAGUUUCAUGGAGUGCUCCUCUUUUUUGUGAGGGACGAUUUGUAUUAGUAUCAUACUCGUAUUCGUACUCUACUUUUCUUUGAAGUGGCAAUGGGCCCUCAAUGCUGUGUGCUGUUCAGGUUUAAUGUUUAUUUAAAUAGUAUCUGUGUGAAUGUAUAAAUUAUUGUAUCAUGUCAUGAAAUUUGAAAGCAUUGGAUCCUAAACAACAUUUAUAUCAGAUUUCAUUGUUUUUCAUUUACAUGAAUGUUUUUAAAAAAUUAUUUUGUGUCAUUGAAAUUGUGAGUUUCUACCACAAUGUGUCUCCCGUAUACAGGGAAUUAUGUUGCCAUAUCAUAUGUGUAAUAAAUGUUGUUUGCCUACUUUCUCAGAAA
Molecule: messenger RNA, 5474 nt
Organism: Schistocerca gregaria
Lineage: Eukaryota; Metazoa; Arthropoda; Insecta; Orthoptera; Acrididae
Product: collagen alpha-1(I) chain-like
Exons: 4
Coding region: 1-4962 (1653 amino acids)
Cellular component (GO): extracellular region
Molecular function (GO): chitin binding
Source: RefSeq, a predicted model, not a curated record